Zymoseptoria tritici IPO323 is the source of this 504-nucleotide messenger RNA. RefSeq lists its product as uncharacterized. The transcript has a single exon. Lineage: Eukaryota; Fungi; Ascomycota; Dothideomycetes; Mycosphaerellales; Mycosphaerellaceae. The coding region runs from base 1 to 504 and encodes 167 amino acids. The record is from RefSeq and is a predicted model, not a curated record.
AUGUCGGGCCAAGGGGGUUACUACCAACAAGGCUAUCAGGAAGAAGCACUGCCCAGUACCAACCCAUGGGCAGAAGAGACCGGCAGCAAUCAGCAUCCAUCACAACAGCAACUUCCACAUCAACAGCAGUAUCAGCAAUAUCAGCCACCUCAGGGCCCUCCACCACAGCAGCAGCAGCAGCAGCAGUCUGGAUGGCAACCGCAGGAGCAUUCAUAUGAUCCACCGUCUUCUGGCUAUCAACCACCCCCGGGUCUACCACCUCGCCGAACAGACACAUUCCAAGAGGAGAAUAUUGUGCCACCAUCAGAGCGCGGCGAGCAACGAGAAGCCAUGGAAACAUUUGAGAUGAAUCGCUCGAAGCCCGAGAACGAGACCGACAAGAAUGUUGCCAAAUUGCAGGAGGAGUUUCCUAGCGUCGAUGGAGCGCUGAUUGCUGCGUUGUAUGGUGACAGCCAAAGUCUGAGUGGAACGAGAGAGAUGCUGCAGGAGUUAUCUGCUUCAUGA